Molecule: messenger RNA, 978 nt
Organism: Closterium sp. Naga37s-1
Lineage: Eukaryota; Viridiplantae; Streptophyta; Zygnematophyceae; Desmidiales; Closteriaceae
Source: the annotation of a GenBank genome assembly
AUGCCGCGGCACCUGAUCCGACGGACCAGCAGCUUCGUGCGGCGCGGGGGAGCCAGAAAGAGCGGGGCGGGCGGAACGAAGGGGGUGGGCGGAACGAGCGGGGCGGGCGAUGCACGUGAGGACCUGCGACGAGGGCGCGGGGGCUUGGCGCGAGUGGUCGCGGGGCAGGUUCGCCGAAAGCGCGUCAAGGUCACGGCACUGGAGGGACACGUGGACAGGGGGGCGCGGGGCGCGGAGGAGGAGGAGGGAGGGGAGGCGCAGAAGGAUGCAAGAGAGUGGGGGGAAGGGGAGACGGAAGGAGAAGGCAAGGCGUGCAGGCGAGUGCGCAGAUGGGCGCAGGCGAAACGGGUGAAGCAGGGGGUGGGGGGAGGGCGGGCGUGGAACGAAGGGGGGAGCCACGGGAGGGCGAGGCGGGUGGCGAGUCACAUGUGGCAUGCAAAGCGAUUCCACAUGGCGGACACGUGGGGUUACAGGCUGGCAUCGAGGCUGCAUGGCAGGUGCGGCCGCAUGAUGACAUGUGCGGUGCAGCACAGAGCAUCCAUCAUGUGCGGUGCAGCACAGAGCAUCCAUCAUGUGCGGUGCAGCACAGAGCAUCCAUCAUGUGCGUUCGUUCCGUCUCUCGCCCCUGUCGCCCCUCCCUGCGCGUGCAGGGGCCGUGGCAGCCGGGCGGUGGUGGAGGCGGUGGGCAGGGCGGCCGUGCUGCACGACGCGUCGUACCACUCCGCCAUCCAGCUCACUGGCGCGCAGGCGGACAUCUCCGCUCUGCUCGCCUGCUGCACUUCCCCAGGCGCACUCCCCCUCGCCUCUCGCCCCGCGCCUGCCACCCCUCACACGGCGCAUGCUGCACGCACAGACAGGGGUGAUGGAGGGGCGGGUGAGGCGGCACGGGGGGAGGCAUGGAGGCGGGGAGUGCUGGAGCUGAGAGCGCUGGUGAGAGAGGGGGGCACGUGUGGUGGGAGGGGGAGGCAGGUGUGGUGA